UCACCGAACAGAUCAAACGUGAAUCUAACGACAUCGAGAACGGGCCAGGUUAUUUUCAAUCUUCAAAGUAAAAGUAUAUAGCCCUUGAAAAAAAUGAACGAUUUGAUCGUUCUAAAAGUAGUUGCGACUGUUUUACUGUUGGUCGUUUCCAUCACCGAUGGCCAGCAAUCCACCGUAACAAAGACCAAGACGGUGAAGGAAUUAUUUAUCAAGACGGAAAUCAAAAAGACGAUCAAAUCGACGUUCUGUGCCUCUAUUAUCACGACGUCGUCAUCGGCCGUGACGGCCUGCCGCAGGCGUCGGCAGUAUACUAUCGACACGCCCGUCUUUAUCGCCGUCAACGACGACGACGACCAGCACAUCUCCCAGUUCUUUUUACGACCGACCCACAGCAUUUUACCGCUCGAACCGACGGUGGUCCCGGGUGCAGCGUUAGAACAAAGACGAGAACGGUGA
Messenger RNA from Daphnia pulicaria, 456 nucleotides. RefSeq lists its product as uncharacterized. NCBI's taxonomy places the organism in Eukaryota, Metazoa, Arthropoda, Branchiopoda, Diplostraca, Daphniidae. Bases 94 to 456 code for a protein of 120 amino acids. The transcript is spliced from 3 exons. The record is from RefSeq and is a predicted model, not a curated record.